UCCUCUUCAAAGGGAUUCAUUGAAAGCUAUUCUCUUGGAUACAUUUGCUGCUGGUACGGAUACAACUUAUACAACUCUGGAGUGGAUAAUGACAGAGCUUUUGACGCAUCCGAGUGCCAUGGAAAAAUUACAGAAUGAAGUGCGACAAUUAGCCCAAGGGAAAUCAGAGAUAACAGAGGACGACUUAGGAAAUAUGCAGUAUCUGAAAGCAGUGAUCAAAGAAACUCUCAGACUUCAUCCACCGGUUCCACUGCUAAUCCCUCGAGAAUCAUUGGAAGACGUAAAAUUACUAGGCUAUCAUAUCCCUGCUAAAACUCAAGUCAUUGUUAAUGCUUGGGCAAUCGGAAGAGACCCAUUGUCGUGGGAAAAUCCAGAGAAGUACCGGCCAGAGAGAUUUUUUUUAAGUAGUGAUAUUGAUGUCAAAGGACUAAACUUUGAGUUGAUUCCCUUUGGUGCAGGCAGGAGGGGCUGUCCAGGAAUUGCUUUUGGUAUUAUUGUAAAUGAGCUAGCAUUAGCAAGGCUUGUGCACAAGUUCAAUUUUGCAUUACCACAAGGGAUAAAAGGUGGGGAUUUGGAUAUGACUGAAGGCACUGGCAUCACUGUUCGUAGGAAAUCACCUUUGCUAGCAGUGGCCACUCCUUACUCUAGUUAGUAGCCUUUUCUGAAAUAUUCACCCAUGUUAAAUACUUGCUAGAGAUGAAGAAAAAAAGCUCUAAAUGAAUGUUAUAAUAAAACUAUGUACGAUAUUUAUACUUUAAGUUUAUCUGA
Nicotiana tabacum (common tobacco) is the source of this 768-nucleotide messenger RNA. NCBI's taxonomy places the organism in Eukaryota, Viridiplantae, Streptophyta, Magnoliopsida, Solanales, Solanaceae. The record is from RefSeq and is a predicted model, not a curated record.